GGGAGGGAGGGCUGUGGGGGGCAGCAGGACCCCGAGUCGAACAAAACCAGGGAUGUUCGGGCAUGUGAUGCACGAUAGCCCGUGAAGCACCGUCCGGAUUGCACCUCGCCACAGCCCCGUUGGUAAAGCCAUCCAUCGCCAUGAGCUGUCUGGAUGUUAUGUACCAAGUGUAUGGUCCUCAGCCUUACUUUGCAGCAGCUUACAGCCCUUACCACCACCAGAAAUUAGCCUUUUAUUCGAAAAUGCAAGAAGCCGCCGAGAGCACAAGCGUCAGUGGAUCAUUUGCUGCCCACGGCUCCACCAUCAAGGAAGAGGAAUCAAGUGGUGAAAAAGAGCGUCCACCUGAAGCGGAAUACAUCAGCUCCCGAUGCGUCCUCUUCACUUACUUUCAGGGUGACAUUAGCAGUGUUGUUGAUGAACAUUUUACACGGGCGCUGAGCCAACCGAGCAGUUACACUGCUGCCAGCGACAGCUCCAAAUCUUCAAGAGGAACUACGAGUUCUUGGAGAGAGGCAUCCUUUCCAAUGAAUCAGCGGGGCUUCCCUCCAUCUUUCUGGAACAGCACAUACCAGUCCUCAGUGUCAGCCAGUUUGAGCAGCAGUCUGGGCAGUGCUCUGGCUGGCACCCCCACCGAACUGCCCUUUGGGGCUGACCCGUACUCAAGUGCAUCUUUGCACACUCACCUACACCAGGGGCCCCCCGAGCCCUGGCACCACCAUCACUACUCGCUGGGGGGCACCAUAAGCACACAGAGCUCUGCCUAUACACGACCUGCCAUGCACGAUGUGUAUGGAAUGGGCACACCCUUUGACCCACGCUACAGCUCACUGUUGAUGCCCUCAGUCAGACCGCACCGGCUUCCCACCAUGUCCACGCCCCAGUGUGACUUAGCCAAAAGUGACCCCACCUCUGCCUGGAGCACUGGGGCCUUCCCAGGACCCACCAGCGACAUGAGUCAGACCCUCAACCUCAAUGUGGACGCAGGUCUGCAACAUCAGGACAAAAACAAGGAUCUUUACUGGUUUUAGAACACUCUCCGGCUACUGCGUUUGGCUACCCUGUGUUUUCUACCUGAAACAUUUCUCUUGCUCCAUAAUACAGUAUGUAACAAGUUUUGAUCUCGGUUUCAGCUCGCCGUUACUCUCUCUGUGGUGGACCCCUGUUAAGCUGAGUGUUCUUUACACAACAAAGUGCUUCAAUCAAAAAACAAAAACUUUAAAUUUUUUUUUAGAGAAAAAAAAUCUUCCAAAACUUCUCAAUCGACAGAAUUGUGG
This is a messenger RNA of Callorhinchus milii (elephant shark), 1274 nucleotides long. RefSeq names its product vestigial-like family member 2a (gene vgll2a). The record is from RefSeq and is a predicted model, not a curated record. The coding region runs from base 141 to 1028 and encodes 295 amino acids. The transcript is spliced from 4 exons. NCBI's taxonomy places the organism in Eukaryota, Metazoa, Chordata, Chondrichthyes, Chimaeriformes, Callorhinchidae. Gene Ontology annotation, cellular component: nucleus. Gene Ontology annotation, biological process: regulation of transcription by RNA polymerase II.